UAGAAGACCUUCCCACCGUCCUUCAUCUUCUUCAAUUCCUUCAUUCAAUUUUUGUUUCCAUCAAGACUGUCAUGGAUAGGUUGGUGAAGGCAGAUGUUAAAGAAGUAGAAAUAGCCUUCAAAAAGGGCCAAAAGUGCAACACAAGUUUUCGUUUAACCAAUUUGAUGCACACCAUGUCUGUUGCAGUUUCUUUAACCACAACAAACCCAUCUCUCUUCUCUUUUAAUCAGCUUUACUCCAUAAUUCCACCACUCUCUUCUUCAUCAUAUACUCUGAUCCUCUCUCAGCCGUCCGAUCAACCCGCUCUCUCUUUUCCCCCUCAUGCCAUCACUGUCAAAUCUUCGAUGCUUCCGACGGGCAAAGCCCACCAGGACGAUCUCCGCCGUCUGUUCUCCAAACCUGGUCCACAUGUAUUUAAAGACGCCACGAUUCCCAUCUCUUUUGUGGGUCCCCACGUGAUUGAGUUUCUCAUCUCUCAACAUACGCAAAUCCCAGAACUCAAUUCCAUUUUCAACAAAGCAGUUUCUGCUUGCACUGGGUACCAGCUCUCUGUGUUACUCAAAUCCGCCGUCGUGUCAGGAAAUGAAAACUUGGUCACGAAUUUGAUCGAUAAUGGUGCAGAUGUGAAUUACAAAGAUUCUGAUGGACGGUCCAUGAUUUCUUUAGCGGUUAAGAGGGGCCAUAGCGAUGUUGUUAAGUUGUUGAUUGCUUCAGGCUGUAAAGCCAGUGAUUCAAUUGUUCACGUAUUACACGAUGCAGCCGCAAUGAAUAGAGUUGACUUAAUGGAGGUUUUGAUCUCUGCUUUUGGUAAUACCAUCGAUGUGAAUUCGGUUGAUUCAAGUGGGCGAACCCCAAUUCACAUCGCAGCGAGUAAAGGACACGCUCAGGUGAUUCAGUUUUGUGCGUCUCUUGCAGAAGCUCAAACUGUUGUUUUUGAUAAAACCGGGUCAACUCCGCUUCACUUAGCAGCCGAAAAUGGUCGUUUAGAAGCUGUUAAGUGUUUGUUAGAUUGUUCGGAAUAUGUUAAAUACAUACUUAACAAAGAGGGAAAGACUGCUUUUACAGUUGCAGUUGAGAACGGUCACACGCAUCUUUACGAUUUGCUGCAACUGGGUGAUGUGUUGCAACGUGCAGCAAGAGUGGAGGAUAUUCAUGGAUUGAAGAGUUGCCUCGCAGAAGGGGCUAAGGUUAAUGGAAGAGAUCAAAAUGGAUGGACACCGUUGCAUAGAGCGGCGUUUAAGGGUAAAAUUGAGAGCGUCAAACUUUUGCUUAAUCAUGGGGCCAAUGUUGAUCUUGUUGAUGAUGCUGGGUACACGCCACUGCUCUGUGCUGUUAUGGCGGGACAUGUACAAGUUGCGCUUUUGUUGAUUGCCCAUGGGGCCAGAGCCAAUGUAAAAAGUCUUAAACGUUUGGUUCCUCUGAAUUUGGAUUGUUUUAAGAAUCAUGCUUCUCUUACUCUGCUUGCUCAACCUUUGUGUCAUGAGCAAGAAAGAACUUGAAUCGAAUUUGUAAAUACGUUCGCGAUUUUCUAACUGUAUAAUGGAGUCCAAUUACUGUCAUCUUGUGUAUUGAGGAUCGAACUAAAAUUUUGCUUUGAUGUUCUUGCUUAGUAUCGGGUUCAUAUGAGAAAUGUUGUGGAAAGUUUUAAAUUUUAGGCAUUUCAUUUUGGCUAAUCUAGUAGCGAAUAUGUUUAUUUAGCAUUUCUUCACCUUCAUAA
This is a messenger RNA of Pistacia vera, 1717 nucleotides long. RefSeq names its product poly [ADP-ribose] polymerase tankyrase-2-like. The record is from RefSeq and is a predicted model, not a curated record. Gene Ontology annotation, molecular function: protein binding. The coding region runs from base 72 to 1499 and encodes 475 amino acids. NCBI's taxonomy places the organism in Eukaryota, Viridiplantae, Streptophyta, Magnoliopsida, Sapindales, Anacardiaceae. The transcript has a single exon.